GCUUCCCUGGCGUUCCGCAUUGCACUUGUGAUCCUUCGAUUACUAUUUCGUCUCCUACCCAUCAAAACUUAGUACAUUCUAUACCCUAACGGUGGGCUCUCACGAUUGGUAGAGAGGACAACACGCUUUCAGAACUCUAUUCAAUGAUUUAUUCCCAAGCCCUCCGGACGUUUCCUAUAUGUAGGCGAAAGGAUAGUGGUCCCCAGGCGUUGCGCCACAAUCAUCUCCCUUUUUCCUGCUCGUUCUCUCGCUCGCAAUGUCUGAGUCCAAACAGGCGCCUUCAGUCAGCGAACACGACAAUGAAAAAGGAUCAGUCGUCCAAGACGCGUCUGCUCACUCGGCUCACUCGAGCGAGUUGGACCUAGUAAAUUAUCAUGAGCACAAUGCUGGACGACUUGUCGUGGAUCCAGAGGAAGCGAAGAUCGAGUUUGGAGAAGAAGUCGCCAAAAGACUGAAGCUCACUAAGGACGGCACGAAGGUCUUAUGGCCACAACCUGCAGAUGACCCGCAGGAUCCUCAGAAUUGGUCUGAUUUCCACAAAGGCGUUCAGUUGCUUAUCAUUACUCUUGCCGCCAUCGUUCCCGACUUCGACUCUGGAAUAGGCAUAACGACGAUCUUCGCACUUGCCGAGCAGUUUAACACCACGACCGGUGUAAUCAAUAACUUGACAUCCAACUGGAGUAUUUUCCUUUUGGGAUGGGGUGGUCUCUUCGCCGUCAUGCUCAUGCGUCGUUACGGUCGUCUGCCCGUUCUCUUCUGGUCCCAACUCCUUGCGGUCGGCUUCCUUGUUGGAUGCACCUUCGCACCUAAUCUCAAGACAUUCACAGCCAUGAGAUGCUUGACUGCGUUCUUCGGAACUUGCCCUCAGGUUACGGGUCUCUAUGUCGUCACUGAUUUAUUCCCAUUCCAUCUCCAAGCAAGAAAGCUCAACAUCUGGACCAUGGGAUUCAUUUUGUCACCGUUCCUUUCACCAUUCGCGUUCGGAUUCUUGGUUGCCCGAACUACCUGGCGAUGGGCAUACGGGAUUGGAUCCAUCUACGGUGCUUUGGUGGUGCUUUUGAUUGUAUUAUUCAUGGAUGAGACCAUGUAUGAUCGCAAGCUCUCUAACCCAAGACCUUACGGGGAACCUAAAUCGCGCCUCCGUCACCGCAUAGAAACAUUGAUUGGGAUUACUGGAUAUCGUAUGGCGAAAUAUCGAUCAGGCUGGAAGGAGGUUCUCUUCGUCUGGUUCAAGAUUUUAUGGCGUCCUCACCUUCUUGGUAUCCUCUGGUUUGAGGCCAUGCUCUUUGGUUUCAGCAUCGGGAUCAAUGUUACCUUCGCCGUAUUCAUUGGCACGCCACCACCUGUUGGCUACGGCUUUGGUCAAUUCGCUAUUGCUGGUGCAUACGGGACUCCAAUCGUGGCGGUCCUCAUUGGAGAAGUGCUCGGUAGAUACUUCAAUGAUUGGGUCAUGAACUUCACCAUUCGACGGAACAAGGGUGUUUUCGAGGCGGAGAGUCGUCUAUGGACUUGUUACAUCGCUAUCCCCUUGUAUAUCUGUGGUUUUGUUUUGAUCGGUGCCUCAUUGCAGAACCACAUGACCAUCGGUGCACUCAUCAUGGGCUGGGGAAUUGCUGAAGUUGCGACCAUGAUCAACACCGUAGCUGUGUAUGCUUACUGCAAUGAUUGCUUCCCCCGUCUUCAGGGUGAAAUCUCCGCUUUGAUCAAUCUUGCGCGCACCCUUGGAGGUUUCAGCGUGGCAUACUUCCAAGUGCCUUGGGCAACAAAGAACGGUGCUUUGCAAACUUUCGGGGUCGAAGCGGCGAUCGUGGUCGGCUUGUUUAUUCUCAUAGUUCCUGCCCUACAGCUCAAGGGCCGAUAUCUUAGAGAACGAUUCUCAUAUUGAAAUUGGUUAAUGGUUACUUACCAUGCAUUUCAUCAGUUGUUUGUGACUCGCAGAGACGAGGUGAUUUAGUGACUGAAUGUCCUAAAGCUAAAGACCGGAAUGUAUACACUAUCUCACUGCAGCGUCCGCAUGAAAUCAACGAUGCGUAUAUUU
Somion occarium is the source of this 2038-nucleotide messenger RNA. Lineage: Eukaryota; Fungi; Basidiomycota; Agaricomycetes; Polyporales; Cerrenaceae. The record is from the annotation of a GenBank genome assembly.